Messenger RNA from Leptidea sinapis, 2521 nucleotides. It is a transcript of the gene nAChRbeta1, whose product is annotated as acetylcholine receptor subunit beta-like 1. The transcript has 9 exons. NCBI's taxonomy places the organism in Eukaryota, Metazoa, Arthropoda, Insecta, Lepidoptera, Pieridae. The record is from RefSeq and is a predicted model, not a curated record. Gene Ontology annotation, cellular component: synapse; postsynaptic membrane; neuron projection. Bases 8 to 1576 code for a protein of 522 amino acids. Gene Ontology annotation, molecular function: transmembrane signaling receptor activity; acetylcholine-gated monoatomic cation-selective channel activity. Gene Ontology annotation, biological process: chemical synaptic transmission; nervous system process; monoatomic ion transmembrane transport.
GGCCGCCAUGAGAGCCCGCUCGCGCGGUCCGAUCCUUCUGUUAGCCCUACUUACAGCUUUCUAUUCAGGAUGGUGUUCCGAAGACGAAGAGCGUUUGGUUCGCGAUCUGUUUCGCGGAUACAACAAGCUCAUAAGACCCGUCCAGAACAUGACACAAAAAGUGGAUGUCCGCUUUGGCCUUGCCUUUGUUCAACUCAUCAAUGUUAAUGAAAAGAACCAGAUUAUGAAAUCUAAUGUAUGGUUGCGAUUGGUUUGGAUGGAUUACCAACUAAUGUGGGACGAGGCUGACUACGGAGGUAUCGGGGUCUUGCGGUUACCACCUGACAAAGUUUGGAAACCAGAUAUCGUUCUAUUUAAUAAUGCUGAUGGUAAUUAUGAAGUUCGAUACAAGUCAAAUGUUUUGAUAUAUCCAAACGGAGAAGUACUUUGGGUUCCUCCCGCUAUUUAUCAGAGUUCUUGCACUAUUGAUGUAACGUAUUUUCCAUUUGAUCAACAAACAUGCAUAAUGAAGUUUGGUUCCUGGACUUUCAAUGGUGAUCAAGUAUCAUUAGCGUUAUACAAUAACAAAAACUUUGUUGAUCUUUCGGACUAUUGGAAGUCAGGUACUUGGGACAUAAUAGAAGUGCCAGCAUAUUUAAAUAUCUACGAAGGAAAUCAUCCAACCGAAACUGACAUUACAUUUUACAUUAUAAUAAGAAGAAAAACCCUUUUUUAUACAGUCAAUUUGAUAUUACCUACUGUUUUGAUCUCGUUCCUUUGCGUCCUUGUAUUUUACUUGCCUGCUGAGGCUGGUGAAAAGGUAACGUUGGGUAUCAGUAUUCUUCUGUCAUUGGUUGUGUUUUUGCUCCUAGUGUCCAAAAUUCUUCCACCGACGUCAUUGGUGCUGCCACUGAUUGCCAAAUAUUUAUUAUUUACAUUCAUUAUGAAUACAGUUAGUAUUCUAGUUACGGUGAUAAUCAUUAAUUGGAACUUCCGAGGCCCUAGAACUCAUAGGAUGCCGUUGUGGAUACGAAGUGUCUUCCUGAACUAUUUGCCAACAAUAUUGAUCAUGCGUCGUCCACGUAAAACUCGUCUUCGCUGGAUGAUGGAAAUGCCUGGAAUGGGUGCUCCGCCUCAUGCAGCUGCUACACAUGACUUACCAAAGCAUAUAAGUGCCAUUGGGGCUAAACAAAGCAAAAUGGAAGCUAUGGAACUAUCGGACCUACAUCACCCAAAUUGCAAAAUUAGCCGUGCAGCUGGUGGGGAGGUUGGAAACCUUGGUGGCCUUGGAGCUCUUGGCGGGCUAGGUUUGGGAGAAAGGAGAGAGUCGGAAAGUUCAGAUUCUUUACUUUUAUCACCCGAGGCGGCGAAGGCAACCGAAGCAGUGGAAUUUAUUGCAGAACAUCUUCGAAACGAGGACCUCUAUAUACAGACUCGAGAGGACUGGAAGUAUGUGGCCAUGGUUAUUGAUAGACUGCAGCUCUACAUAUUCUUCAUUGUAACGACAGCCGGCACAAUCGGCAUUCUGAUGGAUGCUCCACAUAUCUUCGAAUACGUGGAUCAGGAUCGUAUCAUUGAAAUAUACAGAGGAAAAUAAGAUUGCUUUUGUUCAACAAUCCUCAUAAUAAUAUUUUACGCGGUGUUUUAGUAGGGUUACCUGCCUACAAUAUUUUAUAUUCCUAUAGGUACUUACUUAACAAUUGCACAAAAUUGAAGUUAUUACAAAUGAUAUACUACAUAAUGUUAUAUUAGUCUGCUAAUCUUCAUGCUUGUAAGAUACUUAUAAAAUGAUAAUUAUUAGGUAUCAUAACAUACAAAUUAGAAUUAUCUGUCUACUUCGCGGCUUGUGACAAUCUAUCGACUACCUUGUUUGGGGUAGAGAUCCACGGGUAGAACAAAAACAAGGCAACUUAUAGAAUUAAUGAAUGGCUGUGUUCGUUUUAUUGAAACAGAUAACAAUAAUAUUAUCAUGUAUAUACUUACAUACAGUUUCUUAAUUAUGUAUUAUAAUAUAAGCUAUAAGUAUAUAGGUAUCUACAUUGUUAUGUGAAAUGUACUUUUUUACCAGUUGGCAUGAUAUCGUCUUUAUAUGCACUCAACAAUUAUAUUUCAGUGCUGUCAAAUUAUUUACUUAAAUAAUUACUUUAUUUGGUAUUCUGCUGUGCUAGAUAAUUCAUUCAUAUGAUAUUAUGUAGGUAAUGGUAUCUAGGUGGUUAAUGGUUACUUAUUUGCUCAAGAUGUUUUAACUUUUAAGUAGCUGCGAAAUUAUGAGAUUGUUUUAGGUUAAUACAAUAGUUUUAUAUAUGUAAUUAUAUCUCACAAGUAUUAUAAAUAGGUACCUACUAUGUUUCGUGUAGCCUCAAUGUAGGCAGGGCUGCAACCCUUCGAUGAUAAAAUUAUUUAUGGCUCAAAGAAAACUUUUACGAAUCUGUAGGUUACUCAGCUCACAAUUAUAGUUAAAACAAGCCAAAAUUAUACAAUUUUAAUGUAGUACAUUAUAAUAAUAUAUGCUAAAAUUGGUAAUAAACAUUUUAAGAAAGAA